GGAUGCGGAAGUAAACAGUAAACAUAAAGGAACGGAUUUGUGGCUGCGUCACAGAGCAACUACCGUACGAACCUGGAACGGGAGGACUUUAGCCGAACCGUGGAAAACCGAGUGGAGCUGACAUGUCUGUGACGGUGAAGGCCUACCUACUGGGGAAGGACGAGGCGGUGAAGGAGAUCCGCAGGUUCACCGUGGACCAGGAGGUCACCUGUAGCUUCGAAUACCUGAGCCGGAAGACGGCCACCGUGUUCAGUCACCUGACCAGCGGAGCCUUCAACACCUACUACAGAGAUGAGGAUGGAGACCUGGUGGCGUUUUCCUCUGAUGACGAGCUAAUGAUGGGACUGGCCUGUGUGAAGGAUGCCACCUUCCGCCUCUACAUCAAAGAGAAGAAGGAGCACCGUCGGGACUUCCCUCUUCAUGCCUUCCCUCCCUUUACCUUUGGCCCCCCUCCUCCUCAUGGCCCGCCCCCUCACGGCCCGCCCCCUCACCAUGCCCCGCCCCCCGCCGUGCACCCUAACGUGACCUGCGACGGGUGCAACGGCGCCGUGAUGGGAACGCGUUUCAAGUGUUCGGUGUGUCCAAACUACGACCUGUGCUCUUCUUGCCAGGCCCAAGGGAUCCACACUGAGCACGCUCUGCUGCCCAUCUGGCACCCGCUGCAGUGGUUUCCUCGGGGGAAGUGGAUGAAGAGGAUGAGACACUGCAUGUGGAACCUGAACCAGGAGCAGAACCAGAACCAGGACCAGGACCGCCCUGGAGCCUCCAGCAGCUCCACAGCUCCUCCUCCUCCUUCUACUGCUGCCCCUGGCCCCAAUGGCAGCGCCCCCUCUGCGUCUCAGGCCAACGUGGAGUUCCUGAAGAACAUCGGGGAGGGCGUGGCGGCCAUGUUGAGUCCACUGGGUAUCGACGUGGACAUCGAUGUGGAACACGAGGGCCAGAGGACCAAGGUGACUCCGCCCACUCAGAGUGAUGGCGAUGUGGAGAUGGAAGGAGCAGAGGGAGGGGGCGGAGCCAGCCAGGAGGGUGGAGCCAAAGAGGGACCAGCAGUCUCCAGAGACUCGGAUGAGGAGUGGACCGACCUGAGCUGCAGAGAGGUUGACCCGUCCACCGGAGAGCUGCAGUCCCUGCAGGAUCAGGACCAGGACCAGGUCCAGGUCCAGGACCAGGACCGGGGGCCUCCGUCAGCCCAGCAGGGACCAUCAGGACUGAGAGAGGCGGCGCUGUACCCUCAUCUGCCUCAGGAGGCCAACCCCCGCCUGGUGGAGUCCCUGUCUCAGAUGCUGUCGAUGGGUUUCACAGAUGAGGGCGGAUGGCUCACACGCCUCCUUCAGGCCAAAGGCUUCGACAUCGGCGCCGCACUCGAUGCCAUCCAGUACGCCAAACAGCCCCGCCCACAAAAGCCCUGAUGACAUCAUCAGUGUGGAGUGAUGUCAUACAUUUACACAGAUAGUAUCUUUAAUCAGAGUCUCUAAUUGUUCUGUAAUUGUACGCGGUAAUUACUACUUUGUAUUCAAUACAUAUUCAUUAACCGCUGAUUUGAUUGUUUUUAUGACUUUAACGUCUUCAUCAACUAGAAGCUGAAGUUUCUGUUAAACUUCCUGAAUAUUAAAAACAUACAAAGAACCUGCCGACUGUUUGUUAUAAACAUAAGAUAAAGAAGCUGUUUGACUUUGCAGAACAGUAAUCAAAUGGUGAAAAUAAGAAUAG
This is a messenger RNA of Sphaeramia orbicularis (orbiculate cardinalfish), 1710 nucleotides long. RefSeq names its product sequestosome 1 (gene sqstm1). Gene Ontology annotation, biological process: mitophagy; endosome organization; aggrephagy. Gene Ontology annotation, molecular function: protein kinase C binding; zinc ion binding; K63-linked polyubiquitin modification-dependent protein binding. NCBI's taxonomy places the organism in Eukaryota, Metazoa, Chordata, Actinopteri, Kurtiformes, Apogonidae. The transcript has 8 exons. Bases 123 to 1409 code for a protein of 428 amino acids. The record is from RefSeq and is a predicted model, not a curated record. Gene Ontology annotation, cellular component: aggresome; amphisome.